Hippocampus comes (tiger tail seahorse) is the source of this 2110-nucleotide messenger RNA. RefSeq names its product transmembrane protein 163b (gene tmem163b). The record is from RefSeq and is a predicted model, not a curated record. The transcript is spliced from 8 exons. Gene Ontology annotation, cellular component: synaptic vesicle membrane. Bases 370 to 1245 code for a protein of 291 amino acids. Gene Ontology annotation, molecular function: zinc ion binding. Lineage: Eukaryota; Metazoa; Chordata; Actinopteri; Syngnathiformes; Syngnathidae.
CGCACCGCGAGGACCGAGUUUGGAUAUCCGUGACUUACAUAAGUAGGGGAGGAAACCCGGCGGGAUACUUGUGGAUAAGUAUUAAUGAUCCUGCACUUGAUUUUUUUGAUGUAAAUGUCCAACAGGAGACAUUUGAUCAUUCCGUCUUUCGAAUGGGAACGUCUUGUUCGAUAGUUCUCAUGCUGUGAGAAGUGCACUGCGAAUUAAUUCUAGCGAGUGAAAAUGUGGCCCAAGUAAAGCGGGAGUCUCGCCAGCCCACUCCUCUCUCUUCUCCUCCCCGUGCCUCCCGGCCUGCCUUCGUCCGCACCUCUCACGCGGGUGUGACAUUUUCCGAGCGCCUCAUAGGAGUCCGCAAGGCAGCGCGCGGACAUGACGGACAACAAACUACCGGACCCGCCCGCCGACCCAGACUCGACUGCAGCAAGGCAGCCCACGGGGGGAAACGGUCAGUGCGAGCAGGCGGACUCUCCCAAGCAGCGAGAAGACCAUCCGCGUCAUCAGGCCAGCAACGGCAGUCAGGGAGAGCUGAUCAAGAUGGACCAGGAGAUGAGGAUUACCGAGAGCAUCGAGGACGGAGGUCUUUUGGAGAGCAGCAUGCGCCUGAAACCACACGAAGCACAAAGCUACCGCAAAAAGGCCCUGUGGGUUUCUUGGGCGUCCAUCGGAGCCACGAUCAUCCUGGCGAUUGCCGCCUUCACUGUCUCCAUCAUGCGACACAGCGCUUCUGCUUUUGGAUUUGCUUUUGACGCCACGCUGGAUGUCCUCUCCUCAUUUAUUGUGCUGUGGCGUUACAGCAAUGCUGCCGCCGUCCACUCUGCUCAUCGGGAAUACAUAGCCUGCGUCAUCCUGGGUGUGAUUUUCAUCUUGUCCUCCUUGUGCAUAUUGGGUAAGGCAAUCCAUGACCUGGCCACCAAGCUGCUGCCUGAAGUGGAUGAUUUCCUCUUCAGCGUCUCCAUUGUCAGCGGCGUGGUCUGCAUCUUCCUGGCCACCAUCAAGUUCAUGCUGGGCAAGGUGCUCACGAGUCAGGCCCUCAUUACAGACGGCUUUAACUCUCUGGUGGGGGGCGUCAUGGGCUUCUCCAUUCUCAUCAGCGCGGAGGUGUUCAAGCAUGAGCCCAUGAUCUGGUACCUGGACGGGACAAUAGGUGUCCUCAUUGGCCUGAUCAUCUUUGCCUAUGGAGUCAAGCUGCUGCUGGACAUGAUCCCACGAGUGAGACAAACCAGGAACUACGAGCGCUUUGAGUAACGUCGUGCCGGCUGGCUCACAGUGGGGAUGUGGACAAGGAGCAAAAGGACUGGGGAGGGGAACGGUUGAGGCAGCAUCCCCCAACCACCUACUUGCCAGAGACUCUGCAGAAUCUGUGUGCCGAUGCCGACGUCCUCGCCAUUCCAUUCUUUGAACUGCAGUGAGGAUGUUGGGAGUUUUAGAAUGUAGCGUACAUCAACCAUCUUGCUGAGGUUGCCUCCAAAUUUGAGUAGGACAAGGGGACUUGCCCUAAGUUGCUGACUGAGACGAGGCUGCUCGGAUGAGUGUCGACAAACCGCUUUGCCAAACUUGUCAUAAGUUGAUUCCCCCCCACCUCAAUGUGGCAGCGGAGCAGGUCACGAUUGAGUCGGCCCGCAGCAGCAGCGAAACCGCAACAGGAAUCUCAAGAACUGUGCUGGUCUGCUACUUUCAAAGAAUUCCAUUUUCAUGGUGGCAUAUGUGACUGUACCGGAAUGUACACACUCUGCUGUUAAUCUAUUUAACAAGAUCACUAAGGAUUUUUUUUUUUUAGUAAUGGUAUCCAAGUAGCUCAAAUAGUAUUUUGUCCUCACAUCUGUGUGCAACUGUAUAUUUGGGAUACUAAUUGUAUUCUGUUGGAACCGCAUGACAAUAAUUUGUAUUGUUCUGUACCCAUGUUCCAAAUGUAGACACAAAAGUUACUUUUGUAUGAUGACAACCAACCUGCCGGACACACUGCAACUUAGUCUCAACAGUAAAAUCAUCUGUUCUGCUGUAAUGUCAAAUGUUGAAGCAGUCGGAGCCUUUUUUUUCCACUGAAAAAAAAAAGUUUAUUUAAAAAUUAAAUCAUAGCCCGCUUAUUCAUUGAGAAAUGUUAACACAAAAA